GAGACAGACUGAAUUAGUCCAAACAAAAAGACCUCCUGAAAUAACUCAUGGACUGUGCUAAGAUCAUGCUUGGUAAACAGAAAUCAGUGAACCAAAAUUGGUGGGUUGGAAACUAGGCCUAAUUGGUGGACAAAAUAAUGAGAUGGGCUAUUCCAACCAUCAUUCCUUUGUGAAUCCUUAAAGAAGGAGACUUUGGGGAGAAAAAUUGGCUACUGGAGCAAACUGCAACAUCAUGGCUGCCAUGCCCACUGUCUCCUGAGAUGCCAGGCCUUCAUCAUCCUGAUCCUGAGAGAAAUCCUGACUAGACUGAGCAGAAAGAGGGACCCAAAUGCUGAGAAAUGCAAGCUCGGCAGGGAUGACUGGAAGCCAGCAAGCAACCUGCAUCCAGAAUGCCUCAGAUAUGCCAGAGACUAUUACCAGUCGGGACGCUGCUCGCUUUCCCAUUGUCGCCAGUUGCACCCUCUUCGGACUCUACCUCUUCUUCAAAAUCUUCUCUCAAGAAUAUAUCAACCUGUUGCUCUCCAUGUAUUUCUUUGUCUUGGGGAUCCUAGCCCUGUCUCACACCAUCAGCCCCAUCAUGAACAAAUUCUUCCCAGCUAACUUCCCCAGCAAACAGUACCAGCUUCUCUUCACACAGGGCUCAGGGGAAAACAAGGAAGAAAUAGUGAAUUAUGAGUUUGAUUCCAAGGACCUUGUGUGCUUGGCCAUGAGCAGCGUCGUUGGAGUCUGGUACCUCCUGAGGAAGCACUGGAUUGCAAACAAUCUCUUUGGACUGGCGUUCUCUCUCAACGGCGUGGAGCUCCUGCAUUUGAACAACGUCAGCACUGGGUGCAUCCUGCUUGGGGGCCUCUUCAUCUACGAUGUGUUCUGGGUUUUUGGCACCAACGUGAUGGUGACUGUUGCCAAAUCAUUUGAGGCACCAAUAAAACUGGUUUUCCCCCAGGAUCUGCUGGAGAAGGGGCUGGAGGCUGACAACUUUGCCAUGUUGGGUCUUGGAGAUGUCGUAAUUCCAGGGAUCUUCAUUGCUCUGCUGCUGCGUUUUGACAUCAGUUUAAAGAAGAACACGCACACGUACUUCUACACCAGCUUUGUGGCAUACAUCUUUGGACUGGGCCUGACCAUCUUCAUCAUGCACAUCUUCAAACAUGCCCAGCCAGCCCUGCUGUACCUGGUCCCUGCCUGCAUUGGGUUCCCUCUCCUCGUGGCCUUGGUGAAGGGAGAAAUAACCGAAAUGUUCAGCUAUGAAUCCUCUGCUGAAAUCUUGCCACACACACCAAGACUUACCCACUUCCCAACCGUGUCGGGUUCUCCGGCCAGCCUUGCCGAUUCCAUGCAGCAGAAACUGUCCUGUCCCCGCCGACGCCGGCAGCAAAGCCCCAGCGCCAUGUAGCAAUCGCACCCGAUGCCCUUUCUUUGUCUAUCUCUGUCUCUGGCCAGCUAUGAGGAGAAUUCCAUGCCAAAGGAGGAGCCUGGGGACUCCAAAGACGCAAGGAUGGAAACGGAUAAAAAAGAGAAGUGACCUUGCACGUCUGGGCCAGGAUGGGCGUGUCGGGACCAGGCCAGGUUGGGAUCCAGGCGCCAUCGCAAGGGAUAAAGAGAAAAAGACCAAUUGUGUAUCAGCAUCGUGGGGGGGGUGUGUGUGUGUGUGUCGGGAUGGGAGAAUCUCUGUAAGCCACAUCUCUGUCUGAAGUCCUUCUGCCAUCCCGCCGUUCCACCUGGGGCCUGUCCACGGCCACACAGUGCUUUGGGCAGCCACGCUCCCUUCUUUGAUUUCAUGUUUUUGUCAUCUCCAAAAAGGGGAGGGGGAAAACCAAGGGGCUGGUUUUUAAAUUUUGUAUUGUGGAUUCGCUUUCUCUCUCAUUAAACCAUCUCAAAGGA
Mauremys mutica (yellowpond turtle) is the source of this 1878-nucleotide messenger RNA. It is a transcript of the gene HM13, whose product is annotated as histocompatibility minor 13. The record is from RefSeq and is a predicted model, not a curated record. NCBI's taxonomy places the organism in Eukaryota, Metazoa, Chordata, Testudines, Geoemydidae. The transcript is spliced from 14 exons. Gene Ontology annotation, molecular function: aspartic endopeptidase activity, intramembrane cleaving. Gene Ontology annotation, biological process: membrane protein proteolysis. Gene Ontology annotation, cellular component: lumenal side of endoplasmic reticulum membrane; membrane; cytoplasmic side of endoplasmic reticulum membrane. Bases 329 to 1390 code for a protein of 353 amino acids.